CCUCAUAUCGUCUCGGACAAAGAUGCAGCCAAACGUGCUGCCCGUGCUCUGCCGAUAAACCGCGAAUUAUCCGAAGAGAAGAGGACGAGAAGCGGUCAACAGGUGGUUCUUUUGCGGGCACUCUGCACUGUUGCGCACAGAGUUUCCACCGCGCACCGCCACGAUGCUGUUACCGUCCGGCACCCUGUUACUGCUGGCGGCUCUCUACUCAAGUGUAGACCUGACGGGGGCUGAGGGUUGUGGGACCUCGUGUGGAAAAUGCGACUGCAGUGGUGUGAAAGGAGCAAAGGGUGAGCGCGGAUUUCCAGGUCUUCAAGGUAAUAUGGGAUUCCCAGGAAUGCAGGGACCUGAAGGGCCUCCAGGGCCAAUGGGCUCCAAGGGAGAUGUGGGCGUACCUGGAGCUCCUGGACUGAAAGGCGUGCGGGGUCCUCCUGGUCGGGCAGGCUUCCCAGGAAACCCAGGACUACCAGGCAUCAAUGGAAACGAUGGCCCACAAGGUCUUCCAGGUAUCCCAGGAUGCAAUGGCACUAAAGGAGACAGAGGAAGGGAUGGUGCUUUUGGUAUUCCCGGUCUUCAAGGACCUCCUGGCAUCCCGGGAAUUCCUGGAAUGAAGGGUGACCCUGGUGGUGUGAUCGGAAUUGUUCCUCUGAAAGGAGACAGAGGAUUCCCCGGCACGCCUGGAUUACAUGGACCAAGUGGACCUCCUGGACCUAUCGGACCUCCAGGACCACGUGGCUAUCAAGGACCCAAAGGAGAUCCUGGCAUCCCCGGCCCCCCCGGAGAGAAGGGCGACAGGCUGGCCUUUGUGAGUGAGAAAGGAGAGAAGGGUGAUCAGGGAGUUCGUGGCCCACCUGGCCCUCCUGGAGGACCUCAGGGAGUGGAAGGCAAAACCACAAUAUACCUACCUGGACCACAGGGUGAAACAGGAUUUCGUGGUGACAAAGGAGAAAAAGGCUUUUGCAUCCCGCAUCUUCCUGGUAUCAAAGGUGAAGCUGGACCACCUGGGCAACGAGGUAAACCUGGCAAGGAUGGAGACGAUGGACUAAAGGGAGAAAAAGGUUUUACUGGAGCUCCUGGAUACCCUGGCUCCCAGGGUGAAAAGGGAGAAAAAGGACCACCAGGUCAUGGUACUGGGGCCCCUGGUGAUCCAGGUCCUCCUGGUUUCCCAGGUUUACAAGGAGAAAAAGGUUUUCCUGGUCCUCCGGGAGAGGCAGGUCCAGCGGGUCAAAACAUUGAAGGACCUCGUGGUGAGAGAGGUCAGAAGGGAGACUUGGGUCAGAAGGGAGACAGGGGUUUGGAAGGAGAGUCUCUUGUUGGACCUCCAGGACAACCAGGGUUACCUGGACCCCCUGGACUACCUGGAACACCAGCUAAACCUACUGACUGUCAGAGCAUUCAGAAAGGAUCUCCUGGCCCACCUGGACCUCAAGGGUUACGGGGGGAAGAGGGACAGAAAGGUGACAGAGGAGAUACAUGUGUUCAGUGUGAAAGUUCUGGCCCACCUGGACUACCUGGCCCCAUCGGCCCUAAAGGAGACCGAGGACCUCCUGGGCCUGUAGGCAGCAAGGGAGACAAAGGUCAAACUGGCACUCCUGGACAACCUGGAAGAACUGGAUCUCAAGGCGAUCCUGGUUUGAUGGGAGCCCCCGGUGCUGUUGGUGAGCCAGGGGACAUUUUCGUAGCUCCUGGUCUGAAGGGCGACAAAGGUCUGCCUGGCCCCACAGGAACACCGGGGCUACCAGGGCUGGAUGGACAGCCAGGGAGAGAAGGCCUCCCAGGUAUACCUGGCCUCAAAGGAGAACCCGCCAAAGAGGGAAUAAAGGGUGAGCGUGGACCAGAUGGAGACCCUGGUUUUACUGGGCCUCAGGGAGAGAGGGGGCCACCUGGCGUGCCAGGCUUUGGUCGACCUGGAGAGCCUGGAGAGAAGGGCAGUGCAGGAAGAGCAGGAAUUCCUGGAGCUCCUGGUGUACCUGGUACAAAAGGUGAGCCGGGUACAGGUGUGAGCAGUCCUGGAGCUAAGGGAGAACCUGGAGUACAAGGAGAAACUGGAAGACCUGGACUUCCAGGUGACAGAGGUCUGGCGGGAGACCCAGGGUUACCAGGUUUCCCUGGACAAAAGGGUGAUCCCGGACAGCCUGGAAUUGGAUUACCCGGCCCAACUGGUCCUAAAGGUAACAGUGGAAUUCCUGGAGCCCCUGGAUUACCAGGAGACCGAGGAAAACCAGGGCCGGACGGCUUGACCGGACAAUCUGGUUCACCUGGACAAAAAGGUGAACCAGGACGGGGUCUUCCAGGGCAAAAAGGUUUGCAGGGCAAUCCAGGAAUUACAGGCUUUCCAGGAGAGAAGGGUGGCAUUGGACUGCCUGGUAUUCCUGGACGAGAAGGCCAUACAGGACCACAAGGGCCUCAGGGAGUCAAAGGUGAGGUGGGAGCCCCAGGACCACCUGGACUGGUUGGCUUGCCAGGUGCACCAGGAAAAGGCUCGCCCGGAGCUCCCGGACCACAAGGACCACCUGGAGAGCCUGGACCAUUCGGUAUUGAAGGUAUAAAAGGAGAAAAGGGCUAUCCAGGUCCUUCUGGUCUGGACAUGCCUGGUCCUCAGGGAGAGACGGGAGCCCCCGGGUUCCCAGGAAUGCCGGGUUACAAAGGACUGCCAGGGCCACCAGGCUUAGCAGGCAGGGAUGGACAGAUUGGAAACCAAGGUCCUAAAGGAGAAAUGGGGGUUAUAGGUACACCAGGAGUACCGGGCUUUCCUGGACCACCUGGUACACCUGGAAAUCCUGGUGCAAGAGGUGAUCCUGGUUUUACUGGAUCAAGAGGUGAUAGUGGAGAGCCUGGACCUAAAGGAGAAAGGGGAGAUCGAGGUCUUCAAGGACCUCCUGGGAACAUGAGCAAAGUUGAGAUGGAGCAUAUGAAAGGGGAUAAGGGAGACAUUGGAGACAGAGGUAACCCUGGGCUCACUGGACAGAAGGGCUUCCGUGGACUUCCUGGAGACCCUGGAAUGCCAGGCAAAGACGGAGAGCCUGGAUCACCUGGACAACCAGGUGAAAAAGGAGACUCCGGUUUCCCUGGAGAACCUGGCAGGAUGGGACAAACUGGACAGAAAGGCAGUGUAGGAGAGAUGGGAAUACCAGGUCCGGUCGGUCCAAAGGGUACUAAAGGAGAUAUUGGUACAGCGGGACAUCCUGGAUUCAGAGGCGAAGAUGGGCAGAAAGGAGACAAGGGUCUGGCUGGUGAGCCAGGUAUUGGGAUCCCAGGACUUCCAGGAGAAAAGGGUCAAACAGGUCAGCCAGGAUUCCCAGGAAUUCCAGGAGAGAAAGGUUUCAGGGGUCAUGAGGGUAUGCCUGGAAAGCCAGGAUUGCAAGGAUCCAAAGGAGACAAAGGAAGCAUCGGGUAUACAGGUCAGCCAGGUAGACCAGGUGAGAAGGGCACCCCUGGGCUGCCAGGGUCUUCAGGAGAACCUGGUCGUGAGGGUCGUCCCGGUGAAGGUGGCUUGCAGGGACCUCCUGGUCCUCCUGGAGAGAAGGGAGAGCCUGGAGUUGACGGCAUCCCUGGAUCCUCAGGAGACAAAGGAGUUCCAGGUAUACCUGGACGAGGUUUCCCUGGGCCACCUGGGGCUCUUGGUGUCAAAGGUGACAAAGGUAGUACUGGUUUCCCUGGAACUCCAGGUCAUCCAGGCAUCCCUGGUUUCAAAGGUGAUAAGGGAUUUCCAGGCUUGCAGGGACCCCAGGGUGAGCCAGGAGAAAGGGGGCACCCGGGUAUCUCUCUCGACGGCCCUAAGGGAGACAAGGGAGAAACAGGACUGCCCGGAGAAGCAGGAGUCACAGGAGAACCAGGACCCGCUGGUGUGCCAGGCAGAACCGGCCUACAGGGAGAAAAAGGAGACCAGGGUAACCCUGGUUUCCAGGGGGAGACUGGACAUAAGGGUGAUCCUGGAAGUUCUGGAUUACCUGGACACCCUGGUCUUCCAGGCAUUGAUGGACAUAAGGGAGAGAGGGGAUUGCAGGGUGUCCCAGGAUUCCCAGGUACAAAGGGUAUUGUUGGGGACAUUGGAGUCAAAGGAGAACUUGGAGACAGAGGAUUCCCAGGAGAAAAGGGCAAUGACGGUCCCCCUGGUCAACCUGGCCCACACACCUUUAUCAAGGGAGACAUCGGGUUCCCAGGGAUUCAAGGUUUACCAGGACCCCAGGGACCAUCUGGGUUCCCUGGACAGAAAGGACAGCUAGGUAUGACCGGUAUUCAAGGGCCAAAAGGCGAAGAUGGCCAGCCUGGAUGGAACGGUCAGCCCGGAGGCAAAGGAGAGCCUGGUCUCCCGGGGCCGCAAGGACCCAGAGGAUACCCUGGCCCCCCAGGACCUGACGGUGUACCAGGUCAAGUGGGUCAACCCGGCCCCUCCUCCAUGGAUCACGGGUUCCUGGUAACCCGUCACAGCCAAUCGGUGGAGGUUCCACUGUGCCCUGAAGGAACCACGCCCAUAUACGACGGCUACUCUUUGCUGUACGUUCAAGGCAACGAACGCUCUCAUGGACAGGACUUAGGUACGGCAGGCAGCUGUCUAAGGAAGUUCAGCCCCAUGCCCUUCCUGUUCUGUAACAUCAACAAUGUGUGCAAUUUUGCCUCCCGUAAUGACUACUCCUACUGGCUCACCUCCCCUGAGCCCAUGCCCAUGAGCAUGGCACCCAUCACUGGUCAAAGCAUCAAACCCUUCAUCAGCAGGUGUGCCGUGUGUGAAGCCCCGGCCAUGGUGAUAGCCAUUCACAGUCAGACCAUCAUGAUCCCACCAUGUCCUCACGGCUGGGACUCUCUAUGGAUUGGCUACUCCUUUGUCAUGCACACCAGCGCUGGUGCUGAGGGUUCGGGCCAGGCUCUGGCCUCUCCUGGUUCCUGCCUGGAGGAGUUCCGCAGCGCUCCAUUCAUCGAGUGUCACGGCCGCGGGACCUGCAACUACUACGCCAACUCCUACAGCUUCUGGCUUGCCACCAUUGAAGACAAUGAGAUGUUUACGAAACCUGUCCCAGCAACACUAAAGGCAGGCAGCCUCCGAACACACAUAAGCCGCUGUCAGGUGUGCAUGAAGAGGACAUAGACCACAACAACAACAACAACAACAACAACAACAACAACAGUCCUCCCUCCUGACCUGCAAAAACCGCAUGCGUUGACGUCCUCGACUUGCCUUUACUUCCUCUUUCCAAAGGAUGGUGCUAUUUCCCUGCAUGUGUGAGAGGAGAGGGACAGAGAUGUGGUUUGCAGAACAACCAGAGAUUGAACAUUACAAACCAGAACACACAGAGACCAAGCGGCCUUUUUUUUUUUUUUUUUUUUUUGCUCCACACAGAACACUUAACUAACAUGAUCACAACGCGUCUCUAAAGAAUUGCACCCAGUUUACCACUGCACUGAGUUCAUGCCGCGAAACUGGUAAACUGGUGUUCAUUUUGGGGUUGUUUGUGUAAGUCAGGUGCUAUUCUUACUUAUCGGCCUUAUUCCAUUUUUGUUUUUCCUUCUUCCUUCUCUUCCACGCCACAGCAUUCGAAGAUAUAGCCACAUAUUAUUUUAGACUUUCACCUUUUUAACUUGUUUAAACGUACUAAUGUAAAGGAUGGGACUGACCACUGGUUACAGACGCUUGUCAUUUGCUAAAAAUCACCAUAAUGCUUCCCGAGACCGAUAUAUAACAAUCACUCUGUUGUAAAUAUAAUGCAUUCCUCUCCAACACAGUUCAACAUACUCUCCUCAGGUUAUUCUUGAAUUACUUUGUGUGUUAUUAAGUCCAUUUUUUUUUUAAUUUAUAAGAUUUAUGAGAAUAUGUUGGACUUGUGUAUCUGAGACUCCAGUGAUCCAAAAAAACAGUGUUUCAACAUCUGACAAUCAGCGCCUUAGUAACAUAAAAAAACAGCACUGAAAUAACAUUGGCUGCGUGUGUGUGUGCGUGUGUGUGAGUGUACAUAUAUGAAUGGAUUUGAGCUGCUUGGAAGUGGUGUGUGUUUGCAUAUACGGUGCAAUGUUGUUGCACAACCACAAAAAAAAAAAUAGACUUUAGCAUCACCUUCCCUACACCUUUACUCCGUCAGAGCCUUGUGUAUAACAGCUGUGUGUUAAAGGAUUUACUCGUCUCACGUUACGUGAACCAAAUGUUUCUUCUGAUCCCAAAGAAAUGCACAUGUAUAUAUACUUACGCAUAAUAUGUACUUGCUAUUUUGCUCAUGUACUUGACUGUUCCCGGUUGUGAAUUACUGUUAUUAUCCCUGUCGAUUCAACGCUAAAUUGAUUUUUCUUUAUCCGAGUCGAACACGGACAGAUGAGGAGGACUGCAUUUACAAGUGUCUAUGCAAGUUGAGAUGCUUUAAAAAGUCUUAACAUAGGUUUAUGUUUUGUUUAUCCUUUAAUAUACAGUAUUUGGACAUAACUUGGUUAGUAGGUGGAAGGUCUUGUGUUACUUUCAAAGCUAUUGAAAGUACACCACACUGAGCGUAACCUGGUUUUGUUUGUGUGUUGUGAUAGACUGCUCCAUGAAGUGUAUAGAGUAUUAGCAGUGUUUGGCAUCAUAAAACAAACUUCAGAUUUCAGUGGGAACAAUCUUAACUAAUUAACAAACAAAAAAGUGUCAACAUUUUCUAUUUUUCCACAUCCCAUACUGUGUAAUUCUUGCAAUAAAGUGAUUUGUAGAAUAUU
Messenger RNA from Larimichthys crocea (large yellow croaker), 6675 nucleotides. It is a transcript of the gene col4a1, whose product is annotated as collagen, type IV, alpha 1. Lineage: Eukaryota; Metazoa; Chordata; Actinopteri; Sciaenidae. The record is from RefSeq and is a predicted model, not a curated record. Gene Ontology annotation, molecular function: extracellular matrix structural constituent. The transcript is spliced from 52 exons. The coding region runs from base 164 to 5086 and encodes 1640 amino acids. Gene Ontology annotation, cellular component: collagen trimer.